Theileria parva strain Muguga is the source of this 1223-nucleotide messenger RNA. RefSeq lists its product as uncharacterized. Bases 1 to 1143 code for a protein of 380 amino acids. NCBI's taxonomy places the organism in Eukaryota, Apicomplexa, Aconoidasida, Piroplasmida, Theileriidae. The transcript is spliced from 4 exons. Gene Ontology annotation, molecular function: 4-(cytidine 5'-diphospho)-2-C-methyl-D-erythritol kinase activity. The record is from RefSeq and is a predicted model, not a curated record.
AUGAAAUUGUUGAAAUGCGUAGCAUUUCUGAAUGUUUUAGAGCUAGUUACUGGCGGAAAGAAUAAGAAUUUGUUAACUGAUGAAAUUGAGGUUUUUAAAAAAAUUAACAAUAAGCUGAAAGAGAACCGUUCCGAAAAUUAUGAAAAUUUCUGGGAUUCUGUCGACAAUUCUUUUGCUAAGAUCAAUUUAACACUAAAUAUUGAUCCUUCUUCUAAUAUUUUGGAUAAAUAUUUGAAUUUGUGUACUUUAAUGCAGAAGGUGACUUGGGGAAAUAAGAUCUUUAUUAAGAAAAUAACCCCCGAGGAAUCCAAAAAUAUCGCAAAAUCUUAUGAUUUGACACAAAAUGGUGACUGCAUUUUACUCAUUGACGAUACACCUAAAGUUGAAGAGGUAAAUGAGGAUAGUAAUUUGGAUUUCCCUUUUGAUGAUGAGAAUAUAAUUUCACGAGUUUUGAACAAGUAUAGGAUUCAGGAUGAGAAUUAUAUAGUUCUGACUAGGAAAUCUGUUCCCAUAGGUUCAGGCUUAGGCGGCGGUUCCUCUGAUGCUGCUGUAGUUUUGAACCGUUUAUUUGCCAACAUAAAGUUUGGACUUGCCAAUAUCGGAUCAGAUUUACCUUUUUUAGCUUCAGAAUGUAACUUGGCUAGUGUGUUUGGCAUAGGUGAUAAGAUGUAUGAAUAUUAUAACAGGAACUUAUAUUCAGGCUGGGUGUACUUGUUAAUACCUUAUGAAAGCGUAUCAACUAAAGCAGUUUAUAAGAAGGCCAGAGAAUUAAUCACUUCUGGGAAACUCCCGAAAUGUGAUUUUCACGCCGUUAUUAUGAAUUCUGCUAAUCUCAUCAACAAAAUUAACCCUCUUGAUGCAGAUAAUAGUUUUUUUAAAUACUACAAAGUCAAUAAUGACUUGGAGAAGUGUACAACUAAUUCAAAGGUGAAGAAGUUACAGAAAAUUCUAAAGAGGAGAUUUAAGAAGAAUAAGUUUUCUAUGAGUGGAAGUGGCUCUUCAUUUUUUGUUUUCUCAGACAAUGACGCAGACGUAACAGCUGUUAGGGAAUCCUACAAAGAACCUCUAAUUAUUGUUAAAACUAAGUUUAAACAGGAUAACAACGCUCAUGAAUUUCAUUAUUUAUAUACUACACACUAUUAGUGUGUACAGUAGUGUGGGUAUUACACAGUGUAUAAAAUAAAAUAUAUUGUAUAAAAUUAGGUAACUUCAGUGCUAACGGU